This is a messenger RNA of Athene cunicularia (burrowing owl), 1964 nucleotides long. It is a transcript of the gene STARD10, whose product is annotated as StAR related lipid transfer domain containing 10. Gene Ontology annotation, molecular function: lipid binding. The coding region runs from base 420 to 1220 and encodes 266 amino acids. The transcript has 6 exons. The record is from RefSeq and is a predicted model, not a curated record. NCBI's taxonomy places the organism in Eukaryota, Metazoa, Chordata, Aves, Strigiformes, Strigidae.
GCUCAGGGGGCCAGGGGCAGCUCUGCCCUGAAAGCUGACCCACCUGCACGUUGCUACCUGCUGAAUAAUAGAGGAGCUGACAGCCAGCCGGAGAGAAAUGUGAUCCUGGCUAGCCAGCCGGGGAAGACAUCUGAGCUCCCCGCAGCUGCGAUAGCAACUGCAGGGAAGGAGCCUUCCUCCCCGCCGCUCUGUGCAGCGCAGCGUGCUCGGGGUGGCUGGAGGUCUCUUCCCAUCCUGGUGUGCCUGGGUGGCCAGUGCCCACUGCAUGGGCACAGGCUUGGAGCUCGGAGGAUGAUGUGAGCUGCAUCAGGCACCCAGCAAGGCAGAGCUCAAGGGCAGAGCUGAGUUUCCCAGGAGGUGAGGCAGAAGGAGCCUGCCUGCAGCCAGUGCCCGUGCCCUGGGUCCAGCAGCUCAGCCCCAUGUCCAGAGGAGGGGAGAUGGUUUAUAUCCCGGAUGACUCUGACUUCAGCUCCUUCCGGGAUCAGUGUGAGAGCCUGGAGGGCUGGCACUGCCGGUAUAACAAGGCUGGCGUGACCGUGUGGAGUCAGGGACAGGAAGAAAACUGCACUGUGCAGAAAAUCAAGACUCGCAUCUCCUGCAAGGACGUCCCUGCUGAGACACUCUAUGAUGUACUGCACGACACCCACUACCGCAAGAAAUGGGACUCAAACAUGAUUGAGACCUAUGACAUCGGGCGCCUGACUGUUAAUGCUGACGUGGGAUACUACUCCUGGAAAUGCCCAAGCCCCCUGAAGAACCGGGAUUUUGUCACCCUGCGGUCCUGGCUGCCCUUGGGCAAUGACUACAUGAUCAUCAACUACAGCGUCAAACACCCGAAAUAUCCACCCCGGAAGGAUUUUGUGAGGGCCGUGUCCCUGCAGACAGGUUACCUGAUCAAGGCGAAUGGUGCCGGUGCCUGCGUCCUCUAUUAUCUCACCCAGGUGGACCCUCGCGGGUCGCUGCCAAAGUGGGUGGUGAACCGCGUCUCCCAGUUUGUGGCACCAAAGGCGAUGAAGAAGAUCUACAAGGCUGGGCUGAAGUACCCUGAGUGGAAACGCAAACACGACCCUGGAUACAAGCCCUGGGUGUACCCGGAGCAGAACACACUGCCCAGUGUCAGCCUGACCGAGCUCUCGGUGCAGCAUGCCGACUCGCUGGAGAACAUCGAUGAGACAGGGCUGUCUGAAGACCACCUGAGCACCAGUGACCACGAGGCCUGAGCCCCCGCCACAACCCUUUUGCAGUCAAACCCCUCGUGACUGGGGCUUGGCAGCCAGGGAACAUGGGUGGGAAUUUGGCCAUCUGUGCCCAAAUAGUCACCUCUGCUCUCCAACUCCUUCAUCAUAGACCCCCCUACCUGGGCAGCAGCAUACUGACCCAUGGGAACCUGCAGCAUGGGUGCUGGAAAGAGGGAAGAUGGGCACCCUGGUCCCCCCUGCACCUAUGGUGGCCCAUGGAGAUGUCCCUACACAGGAGGUAGAGCUGGCAGUGGGAGCAGGUGCCCCAAGGAGAUGCUGAGCAGGGCAAGAGAGGGGGAACCCUUCAUGGGAUGGGUAGGAGCUUUCCUGGCACCAGGAUAUCCCUUUGUCAUUGUAAGAUCUCCUAGGGGUGUCCCUCAAAGGUCCAGAAGUGGGGGAUCUAUGGGGGUCCUGCCCAGGCUUUGCAGCAGCACAGAGCUUGGACUGACUCUCCCAACCAAGCUGAACCCACUCCAGCCCACCAAACCCUCCCAGGCUUUGUGUGACCCCCCCACCAUCUCAGGGAGCCCUCCCAGGUCCCCUCCUGGGCAUCAGGCUCACCUCUGCAGGCUGGAUCUAGCCCAGCUGGCUCUGGGGACCCCUUCCCCAGGUGGUGUUUGGGAGGACUUGUCCUGGCAGUGGGGUCUUGGGCAGUCCCUGUCCCUACUCGGUGUUUGCCGCUGCUGUGGUUUCUGGCACAACAAUAAAGUGUUGGUGUGUGUGCGA